AUGAUUAUCACCAAAAAUAAAAAAUAUUGGAAGUGUAUUGAAAACUGUGGAGCUCGUGUAAUAAUUUCAGAUGAAUUCACUGUACAUUCCGAUAAGUUUUAUAAUCAUAACCACAGUCCUCGUCCAGUUAAAAUUGAAGAAAAACGUUUUAAGGCCAAACUUCGUUUGACACCAAAAGAAAACCCUCUGGAACCAAUUCCGAAGAUUUAUAAAGAAGUUCGAACUUCAUUUUUAAGACAAAAAGGAGAUUGUGUAACCCAAAAUGAAAGAGAAGAAGCAGUAGCAACAUAUCAAUCAGUAAAAUCAAGUAUUCAUCGAAAUGAACGUAAGGAAGUGUCUCCACAACCUGAAAAUAGAAAAGACCUACAAAUACCAGAUUUAGAAAAAGCAUAUGACAUGGUAUGGAGGAAUAGAGUCCUCGAAAUCAUACAAAACAGUGGCAUAAAUGGCAAAAUGUUUCUAUUCUUACAAAAUUUCCUAAAAAAUCGCAAAAUCCAAGUCAGAGCCCUAUCAGAACUAUCAAAAAUCCACCAAACAGAAAAUGGACUACCCCAAGGGUCUGUUAUUAGCGUUACAAUGUUUUUAUUGGCCAUCAAUGACAUUUUCAAAAACAUACCGAAACCCACAAAACAUCUACUAUUCGCCGAUGAUUGUCACAUCUACUGCAGCGGACAAAACACCAAAACAACUGUGGAUAUAUUACAAGACGCACUAAAUAUACUCCAAGAUUGGUCUCACAAAACUGGCUUCAAAUUCUCUGCUGGUAAAAGCCAAUGUAUUACCUUCCAUACUAACCCUAGAGCAAACAUACAAUUCCACCUUAAAAACUCCCCAAUACCCAUUUGUGAAAAUCUCCGCGUACUUGGAAUGAUAUUCGACAAUAAACUAAGAUGGGGCUCACACAUAAAAAAGCUCAAAAGUACAUGCAAAGUCCGAAUGAACAUCAUAAAAACACUUUCCCACCAUACAUGGGGCGCCAAAACGAAAUCACUUAUAACAGUCUAUAAAUCUCUUAUAUUAUCACAAAUACAGUAUGGUGCCCAAAUUUAUAUUACAGCCAAAGAAAAGCUAUUAAAAACAUUGGAUCCAAUCCACAAUGAGGGUAUUCGUCUAUCAAUAGGAGCAUUCAGAACCAGCCCCAUUGACAGCAUUCUAUGCUAUGCUGGAGAACUUCCCCUCAACCUACUUAGAGAAAAAGAUCUCCUAAAUUAUGGAAUAAAAAGAAAAAGCACUCCAAACCACAUGGGAUACAUUAACUUUUUUAACGACAAAACCACAAAUUUAAUUUUUCCAAUAAAAAACCCCGUAUUAUCUAUACAUGACAUCUUCUUCCAACUAAUCAAUAAACACACCAUACACACAUCUGUCAAAAACAAAAUCACAUACCCAAACCAUCCCACUUGGUUUUGGAAAAUCAAAGUCAAUACUGAGCUUCUACAACUUAACAAACACGACACAAAUCCCAAUAUUAUCACCUCGCAAUUUUAUGAAAUUAUCCAAGACAAAUAUUCACACUUCGAAAAAAUAUACACUGAUGCUUCUAAAUCCACUCAAGGUGUUGGAUUUUCAAUAAUCCAAAAAAAUAUCACACUCCUUCACAAGCUCCCACCGGAAACUUGUAUAUUCUCGGCUGAAUCUCAAGCCAUUAAUGAAGCUAUCAUAUUAGCCAAUACUAUCAACUCAAACCACAUUCUAAUUUUAAGUGAUUCACUCAGUGCUUUACUUGCCCUUCAAAACCCACUACCCUCAAACGAAACUACCCAAAAUAUCCAAAUAAUAUUUAAAUCGACCACCAAAAACAUCGAAUUUAUGUGGGUUCCAUCACACAUUGGUAUUAAUGGCAAUGAAAUGGCUGACAAGGCAGCUGACCUUGCAACCAAAAUUAUCCUCCACCCAACAAUUUCCGACCUACCGACUAAUGACAUUAAAUCAUCCAUCAAACGCAAAAUACAUGCUAGAUGGCAAAAUCAUUGGGAUGCUAUUCCGCCUACCAACAAGCUGAAAUCAGUCAAGAAAGACACAAAAAAGUGGAACCCACCGUACUUCCUCAACAGACGCCAAGAAGUUGCCAUCACAAGAUGCAGAAUCGGACAUUCCUUCACAACCCACGCUUUUCUCAUCAACAAAAACCCACCUCCCACCUGCGACGAAUGCCAUGCCGACCUCUCAAUACAACAUAUCAUCCAGGAUUGCUCAAAGUACAGGGACGCAAGAAACAAUCUAGCUAUACCACCGAAUAUGGAUGAAGCACUAAACGAAAAUAAUAUUUUUAAAAUUAUCUCUUUUCUUACUCAAAUCCACCUAAUAAACAAACUUUAA
This is a messenger RNA of Metopolophium dirhodum (rose-grain aphid), 2319 nucleotides long. RefSeq lists its product as uncharacterized. NCBI's taxonomy places the organism in Eukaryota, Metazoa, Arthropoda, Insecta, Hemiptera, Aphididae. The coding region runs from base 1 to 2319 and encodes 772 amino acids. The record is from RefSeq and is a predicted model, not a curated record. Gene Ontology annotation, molecular function: nucleic acid binding; RNA-DNA hybrid ribonuclease activity. The transcript has 4 exons.